Molecule: messenger RNA, 739 nt
Organism: Eufriesea mexicana
Lineage: Eukaryota; Metazoa; Arthropoda; Insecta; Hymenoptera; Apidae
Product: T-complex-associated testis-expressed protein 1
Exons: 3
Coding region: 183-698 (171 amino acids)
Source: RefSeq, a predicted model, not a curated record
UAUUGCAAAAAAAAGAAAUAUGAGUGACUAUGUUAAUUCGUUGAAGAUAGAAGCCUUUCAUCGUCGAUUAUCUGUUUCGUUUGAAGCAGGUUGUAAAAUGGUGGAGAUGCGGAGGAAAUAAGCCGGAGAGAAAGCCUGUGUUUGCAUAUUUAUGAGUGUAAUGCAUAAUAGAUAUAGCAAAAAUGAAAAUUCCGUACACUAUACCGAAGAACGUGUUGGAAGCUUACAGAUGUUCAGAAGAAACGACACGGUUAAUGAGCGAGGUCGAACGAACAAUUCGACCGGAAGAUGUUUCCUGGGACGAGCAGAGAAUCCCAAGCUUAAAGACCCUCGCCCUUCGUGUCAUAGCCUCUGUGUGGAAGGAAAAUCCGAUACUGGAGGAAUUACCGACAUGCGAGGACAGAAAUACGCUGAUGGAAAUUCUGCCCACCGAUUUGCCGUUUGAACUGGUUACAAAGAAAAUUGAGAAUGAACAUUACUGGGAACGUUACUCGAAAGCUAGAUGGGAACACAACGAUCCCGUUGAACACGGCAAUUCUUGGCGACGACGCUACUGCGAGGGUGCUUUCCAGGAUUAUUUGGAGAAUCUCGAGCCAAGUUUUUUCGAGCCGCAAAAAGAAGAAUGUGACAAAAUGAUCGAACUAGUACGUGAUCAUGUCCACAGCAUAGAACUACGUUCUCUGCUACCGACAAAGUAAAGUUUUUUAGAUAAAAUCUAUAUGAUGUUAUUAGUAUAUUA